Molecule: messenger RNA, 468 nt
Organism: Lodderomyces pseudojiufengensis
Lineage: Eukaryota; Fungi; Ascomycota; Pichiomycetes; Serinales; Debaryomycetaceae
Gene: PGA26
Product: Pga26p
Exons: 1
Coding region: 1-468 (155 amino acids)
Source: RefSeq, a predicted model, not a curated record
AUGCAAUUCACCAAAUUAGCUUUAGCUUCAAUUUUAUCUGGUUUAACAUCAGCUCAAAUUUAUGAAAAUGGAACAGUUAUAACAACAAAUGUUAUUGUUACAAAUUAUGUUACUUAUUGUCCAAAUCCAACUACUAUAGAAUUAACAGUUUGUCCAACUGAAGAACCAUGUAAAGCUACUGAAAUUGUUGUUACUGAAGCUACUCAUUUAACAGUUGAAGAACCAUGUUUAAUUGAAAGUACUAUUACUAAAGAUAUUACUAUAACUCAAACUGUAACUUGUUCAGAAUGUGCUCAUACUGAUGCUGAAGAAACUGAAACUAUUGAAACUGAAGCUCCAAUUCCUUCAUCAUCAAUUAUUGCUUCAAUUCCAGUUCCUCAAAAUGUAAGUGAAUAUGAAGGUGCUGCUGUUCAAAAUGUUGCUGGUGUUGCUGCUGGUUUCGUUGCUAUUGCUGCUGCUUUAUUAUAA